Messenger RNA from Pungitius pungitius (ninespine stickleback), 2279 nucleotides. RefSeq names its product homeobox B2a (gene hoxb2a). The transcript has 2 exons. Gene Ontology annotation, cellular component: nucleus. The record is from RefSeq and is a predicted model, not a curated record. Gene Ontology annotation, biological process: regulation of transcription by RNA polymerase II. NCBI's taxonomy places the organism in Eukaryota, Metazoa, Chordata, Actinopteri, Perciformes, Gasterosteidae. The coding region runs from base 332 to 1645 and encodes 437 amino acids. Gene Ontology annotation, molecular function: DNA-binding transcription factor activity, RNA polymerase II-specific; RNA polymerase II cis-regulatory region sequence-specific DNA binding.
CGAUUGGCAGUUUCGCGUCACGUGACCAGGAAUUGGCUGCAAUUUUGCCCCAUAGUUCUUCAGUUUAGCCUACCCAUGGUCCCCAUACGCUAGUAAUAUCACCAAUUUACACAAUUAUUAUAUAGCCGCUGUAUUUGCACCAUUGCGGUUGGGAGCCUAUGCUCGUGCGCUUUUUCAUUUCUUUCCACCCGGGAAGCCAUAUUGUUUUGUGUGCGUGUGCGAGCGUGCGCGUCUAUGUGUGUUUGUGUUUUUUUUGUGUUUUUUUUAUUUUGGGGGACGGAUUGUUUCGGGGGUCUCGCCGUUCUGAGGUCGACACUGGUUCGAGGGAGCUAUGAAUUUUGAAUUUGAGAGGGAGAUCGGUUUUAUCAACAGCCAGCCGUCCCUAGCAGAGUGCCUGACGUCCUUCCCAGCCGUCCUGGAGUCAUUUCAAACUUCAUCAAUCAAGGAGUCGACAGUAAUUCCGCCUCCCUUCGAGCACACCAUCCCCAGCCUCAGCCCCUGCACAGCCAACCAGCCGAGACCGUCUGCUAGGAGCCAUCAGAACCGGAGAACAUCCAUUGCCAAUGGCCUCCAGACGAAUCACCGGGGCGCCCAGCAACACUGCCCGACCGGUCAGACCCCUGCGUCGGCCUCCACCGCCCCGGCCGGCCCACUGGCCCACGAGUUCCCCUGGAUGAAAGAGAAGAAGUCCUCAAAGAAGUGCCCGAAGUCUGUGAGCGGCUCCAGUGGUGGCGGAUCCAUCAUCCCCCCCGCCUCGUCCUCCCCGUCGCCGACCGCCUCUGGGUACGCAUUGGCGGGCAUCGAGUCACCCACAGACCCGAGCCAGGCGAAUUUGGAUAACGGAGGUGCCGGGUCCAGACGACUGCGCACAGCCUACACGAACACGCAGUUGCUGGAGCUGGAGAAGGAGUUCCACUUCAACAAAUACCUGUGCCGGCCCAGGAGGGUGGAGAUUGCCGCCCUCUUGGAUCUGACCGAGCGGCAAGUGAAAGUGUGGUUCCAGAACCGGCGGAUGAAACACAAGCGCCAGACGACCCACCACCGGGACGGCGGAGGCCACGAUUCGGGCGAGUUCGAGCCGCUCGAAGGCGCCGACGCGUCGUCCCCUUACUCGAGCCAGCCGCUGGAAGCAUCUGGCACCGGGGAGGCUGAGUCUGACUGCGAGGCGGGGAGCUGCAAUCCAUCUUCGGCCGCCUACGAGAAUGACAGUGGAGACAAUGCACAGCCCACGUCGGAGAACGGAGGCCGGCUGAGCAGCCCCGAACGCCCACAGUUGCUCGGGGCAUCUGGCUCCUCCGACGUGGCCGCGGGUCGCCACUCUCCGCCGGCGUUCACGGCGACGGGCUCCUCCGCCCUCCCGGGCCUGAUGCAGCUCGGCGAGGCCGCGCUUGCGGCAGCAGAGGCCCCGUGCGACCCGUCCUUCUCCGAGCACCGGGACUCCUCCGCCUCCUCCAGCUUGUCCUCAGCGGCCGCGGCCACGUCCUCCUCGGCCGCGCUGCCGGACCUGACCUUCUUUGCCGGGGAGGCUUGCCUGUCGCCCAGCCUGCAGAGCUCCCUGGACAGCCCGGUGGAUUUCUCCGAGGAGGACUUCGACCUGUUCACGAGCACACUGUGCACCAUAGACCUGCAGCACCUCAACUUUUGAGAAAUAGAAAAGGACAAGAACACAAGGAGCACUGAGCGGAGGAAGAAGGCCCCGAAAGCUUCUCGGAAACAUUCCUGUAACAUUUCUGAAUGAAAAUGAUCGUCCUGUAUUUUUUCGUCUUCUGCUGGCUUUUAUUCUACGGUUAUAACUUACCUGGUUUGAGAGAGAUGCACUUCAUUUAUUUUUUAAAAAUAUUUUAAACAUCCAUGGGAUUUUAUUUUUUUGUUUUUUUUUUCCACGGUCGAAACUCUUUGGAUGUUUGUCUCUCCCCGUUUUCAGGUAAUUUAUUGCCUCCGUUGUUUUUUUCCCUUCUUUUUUUUAAUCAGAAAUGAUUCACCCUCAUAAGUAUUUGUGAAUUUGUUCCAUCUCGUACAUUCUGAUGCAGAAUUAAUAACCUCUCAGGAACUGUUCACGGAGUCUGUUGGUGCACAAAGCUGGACUGCUUUUUAGAAAAAUAAAAAUUCCAACUGAAUGAUGAAUUAUUUGUCUCUCUCUGAACGAGACAAGAAAAGUACUGAUGACCCGAGUUUUAGACACUAGUUUAUUUAUUGAGAUUCUUUAAUAGUGAAAAUCCAAAUUAUUUAUUGUACAUAUAUUUUCAUAGUGUAAUAAUAAUAAAAACAGAAACAUUUAA